AUGCCUAAUAUUUUUAGAAGGCUCAUCUCCUGUUUAGCGUGCCAAUUGGACGACUUGCCUGCAGCACCUGAGCUCGCCUCAACCACUGAGCCCCCCAGGUCAGACAAGAAGCGUCCGGCACGUAAAAAGGGCUCCCGCUCUUCUAUUCUACCCAAUGUCCACAUACCUCUGGAGUAUGUUGCGCGCGAUGCGAAUCCUGGUGAUGCCAGAGAAGGCGAAAUUCUAGGGCGCCGUUCCUCUUACUCUGUGGGCGCUCGUCAUGAUAGCGGUGAGACACCAAAUAUCGACGCCUCGCAAGCUAACUCUGAAGCAUUUAUAGGAGUUACCCAAGAAUCACACGCACAGCCCACAGCGCCCUUGCUGCCUCCGCAAAGCAGCGCGGUCAAGGGCCGCAAGUGCCUUGUACUGGAUCUUGAUGAGACCUUGGUUCACUCAAGCUUCAAAUACUUCCCCGAUGCAGACUUUGUGAUUCCUGUGGAUAUUGAAGGUAGAACACACAAGGUGUAUGUUGCAAAACGACCGGGUGUCGACGAGUUCCUUGAUGAAGUUGGAAAGCUCUUUGAGGUGGUAGUUUUCACCGCAAGCGUUGCGAAAUACGGCGAUCCUCUGCUUGAUCGUUUGGGUCACAAGGAAGUCAUCCACCAUCGCUUGUUUAGAGAAAGCUGCUACAACUUUAAUGGAAACUAUAUCAAAAAUUUGUCCCAAUUGGGCCGACCCCUUCAUGAAGUUAUUAUCAUUGACAACUCCCCUGCAUCAUACGCUCUCCACCCACAACAUGCAGUUCCAAUAUCAACGUGGUUCAGUGACAUGAACGAUAGUGAGUUACUUGGAAUGCUCCCCUUCCUUUCCGAUCUUGCUGGAUCCGCAGUAAACGACGUCAGCGCUAUCUUGGAGGUGAUAACAGAGUAA
Molecule: messenger RNA, 909 nt
Organism: Wickerhamiella sorbophila
Lineage: Eukaryota; Fungi; Ascomycota; Dipodascomycetes; Dipodascales; Trichomonascaceae
Product: Phosphatase PSR1
Exons: 1
Coding region: 1-909 (302 amino acids)
Cellular component (GO): plasma membrane
Molecular function (GO): phosphoprotein phosphatase activity
Source: RefSeq, a predicted model, not a curated record